AUUCCGGCCAAUCGAUAUAUAAACCCAUCGAUCGUCGCAUUUGGAAGAUAGCAUAUCCCCUCAAUUGCUUCCCUACACCACCUAACCUUGCAGCAAGCAACACAAAACGUUUACUUCUCGUUUUGCUCGGCAAGUCUUCUCUGCCUCAUCAGCUCGCUUCGAUCGAAAUGGCGUCCCCGUCGACGUGCACGGGGGCGCAGCAUCCCCUGAGGCUCCGAGACGUCAUCGAGCGUGACGAUGAGGACGACGACCUUAUCGAGGAGCGCGAGGAGGAAGAGGAGGAGGAGGACUGGGAGAUGAGCAGGCGCAUGUCCCGCCUGUCCAUGGAAGGCUCCGACGGCGGCGACGCCGACGACGAGGGCGACGGGUACCGCCAUGGCGACGGCGACGAGGAGGCGGAGGCGGAGGACGACGACGACGAGUUCGAGGUGAGAUCGGACGUCGACGGCGCGCACCGCCCGUGGCCUCCGUACGACGACGCAAAGGCCCCGCCAUCGGCCUCGCUCCCGGGCACACCGGACCGCGCGGCGCAAGCGGCGCAGUCGCCGUGGUGGCCCGGGCCGUCGAGCACCAAGGAGUACGCGAGCGAGACGGAGGCGCGCUGGCCGGACGGCGGGAGGCGGCGGCAGCGGCACCACCGGCGGGAGCGGAUGAUGCGGGAGGUGUGGCUGGAGCGCGCGUGGCGGUUGCGGAAGCAGCGACGGCAGCUUCAGGAGGAGGUGCCGGUGGUGGUUCUUGGCGGCGGGGGCGGGGAGUCCCCGGCGGCUCGGGGCGGCGUGGCGAUGGACAUGGAGGAGGUCCGCGCGUGCAGGGACCUGGGCCUGGACCUCCCCUGCGACUGGACGGUGGAGAUCCCUUGCUACGCGCUCUCCGGCGUCGACACCGCCAGCAGCGGCGGCAACUCCCCGGCCUCCGGCAGCUGGCGCAUCUCCAGCCCCGGGGACGAUCCCAAGGACGUGAAGGCGAGGCUCAAGGUCUGGGCGCAGGCGGUGGCGCUCGCAUCUGCGUCUCGUCUCGGCUCCUGAAGAUCUGUGAUAUGCUAUGCAUGCACGCGUGAUUUGAGUUUGGGUUCCAAGCAGCUAGGAAUCGACAGGACACCAUGCAUGCACAUCUCCAAGACGUACAGACACUCUCUUCUCCACCUUUUACAUGCAUGGUCUUCCCAUUUCAUCUCAUCUCAAAAAGCAAAAAAAAAAAAAAAGUCGUCUGUUGGGAGCAGAACAACAGUUGAUUCUGCCAACGCUUGUGUGUCCGCUGUACAUAAGCGUCUUCCAGAAGCAAGUGUGUGUAUGUGUGUGUUCUCACGGCCAUAGCUAGGGUCAGCAUACAUGGUUUGGUCAGGGAGCUCGAGCUAGCCGCCGUGCACAGCGCGCACGCGUCGCCCCGGGCGGUGUGUUUUCGCAUCGCAUGAUUGUUGUACGAGCAGUAAGAGCGCUGGUGAAGAAAACAAGACGUGUUUUUCCGUGGAUGAAAUCUGUUGUUUGGCAAGAGGGGAGUACGGCGACCCAAACCGGCUGCAGCUUUUACGGGUGUUCUUCGUUCACGUGUUGUGUUCUGGUAGUACACUAGGGAGAGAGACUGGAGAGAAAAAAAAAAAGAAAAAAAAAUAGAGGGAACAGGUUCCUGCAAAAGGGUUUCUAGAAGAAUGUUUCAUGUACUAGCAUCUGCUGUGUUAAGUAUUCUGUAGUCCACUGGAAUUGCAGUUUUCCUCUCUUUUUUUUCCCUAGCCCAAAUGUAUGUGUGCAUUAGAUGGAUGGGGUAUUUUUCUUGGGGUGCCUGAAAUGCAAAGUCUGAUACUAUUAACUCUCACUCCCAGCGACGAAAGAAGACUGACCAUAUUUCAUCUGGCACUUUACUAGGCCUAUUCAUUGUUAUUGUAAGAUUUCUCCACAU
Molecule: messenger RNA, 1893 nt
Organism: Phragmites australis (common reed)
Lineage: Eukaryota; Viridiplantae; Streptophyta; Magnoliopsida; Poales; Poaceae
Exons: 2
Coding region: 168-1025 (285 amino acids)
Source: RefSeq, a predicted model, not a curated record